CGUGUACUGAAUCGUCUAUAAAACAUCUACUCUCCUCGCUGAAAUUCUUCACCAGUCUCAUCAGUAUUCACUCGCAGAGCAACUUUACACCCUAAUCUGUAAUACCAUUCCUCUGUCCUACAUUUUCAGCCCAAUCCACUGCAAACAUGAAAUUCUCUCUCUUUGCCGUUGCUCUCAGCACCCUCGCCGCUGCCUCGCCAACUCCUGACAUGGAGCAUGAGAAGCGCGCCCUUGGUCUCCUUAAGCCUAAGGGUGGCAUCCCUUUCACUUUCACUUCUAUCUGGGAAGUUCUUGCUACCCCUGAUCAGGUUGUUGAUGCAGACAACAAGUACACUGGCGGACUGAGGGGCAGCAAGGGCCUCUUCAAGUUUGGCAUCAACUCUAACGAGGAUGUCAUCUGCUAUAACAUCACCUUGUAUGGCUUCCGAGGUGACUACCAGUCUCCCGCCAACACUGCCACCCACAUCCACGAGGCUGUCAAGGGCAAGUCUGGACCUCCACGUAUCGCCUUCCCCAACCCCGUCGGCGACGAGAAGAGCCGCAACGCUGUCGGCUGUCUCGAGGGCCCAUUCCGCACCGGUGUGAUCCAGAACGGCCAAGACACUGGUGUAGGCUUCACUCUCAAGCAGAUCGAGAAGAACCCCGAGAAGUUCUUCGCCGACUCGCACUCCAGCCUUGCUGUUCCUGGCGCUUUCCGAGGACAGCUCAGCUCAGGCAAGGUGUGCUAAAGGGCUUAGCCCCUUUCCCAAACUUUGCUCGAUUUGCCUAAUGCGCAUAUGUUUCUGACAGAAUUGGAUUGUAAUACAACUCCGUGUAAAAUUUACUCUUCCUUUGGUAGAAAUAAUUCAAAGUCAUGGUGGCUUGGAGACGUGUUUGGGUAUCACAUAACAUGAUAAUUCAUUAAUCCAUGAUAUAACCUUAACCUUUGAU
Messenger RNA from Fusarium odoratissimum NRRL 54006, 930 nucleotides. RefSeq lists its product as uncharacterized. Bases 147 to 728 code for a protein of 193 amino acids. The transcript is spliced from 2 exons. Lineage: Eukaryota; Fungi; Ascomycota; Sordariomycetes; Hypocreales; Nectriaceae. The record is from RefSeq and is a predicted model, not a curated record.